CGGGGUUUUAGGCGAGUGACAGAAAUUUGAUUUGAUCAGGCGGGGAUGGUGAGUUUGAGCUCGCAGUUAGGGAGAAAGAAAAAAACCCUAGAUUCAGGUAAAACCUUCUCUUCCUCCAUGUUCUUCUCGUUCGUUGAGUCGAGAAUCGAAUCUUCCUGACGACUCUUCCUUCACUCUGGAUUCGGCCCUGGGUUUUCAUCUUAGGAUGCGAUCGUUAUUGUCCAGAUUUCACAAAAGGGUGCCAAAAGUUUUCGAGAUGAUUUCGCAUUUCAGUAAUUGCGGAGCUUUCUCGGCCAUUUCUCGUGAAAUCGAGAGGCCAAGGUUCAACAUUUCUCAUGUUUGCCGUGUUUCAUAUACUGUGCGAUGUUUUCAGAAUGAUGGAUUUGUCUCUGGGGAGAAACCUUUGUCUCAAAACCCGCCUCAGUCACGUUCACGGUUUUUUGGUAACCAGGUCUCUUGGGGUAUGAGGAAAGAGGCUCAGGAAGUUCUUUUCGACUACUUGCAUUGUACUAGAAGCCUUGGUUUUACAGAUGCAGAGCAUAUAAGUAAGAACUCCCCACAUUUUGUUGCAGCAUUGUUGUCCAAGAUUAAUACCCAGAAGGAUGUAUCCCGGUCAUUGAGGAAAUUUCUUAGGUACAACCCAAUCAACGAAUUUGAACCAUUUUUCGAGAGUUUGGGUUUGCACCCAUCUGAGUUUUCACCAUUUCUUCCGCAACACCUGAUGUAUUUGAGUGAUGAUGGUGCCAUGUUUGAGAACUUUCACAUUCUUUGCAACUAUGGGAUUCCACGUGGCAAGAUCGGGCAUAUGUAUAAGGAAGCAAGAGAUAUUUUCAGUUACGAGUGUGGCGUGUUAGCAUCAAAGCUUGAAGCUUAUGAGAAUUUGGGUCUUAACAAGUCUGUGGUCAUCAAGCUUGUCACAUGCUGCCCAUCACUUCUUGUUGGUGGCCUUGAUAGGGAAUUUGCUUCUGUGGUUGAUAAACUGAAGGAAUUGCAGGUAGGGUGUGAUUGGCUUAGGAGAUCUUUGCCUGCUAGAAGAUCAUACAAUUGGCGUAGAAUUCUUGAAACAAUGGAGUUACUUGAUAAAGUAGGCUAUAAAGAGGAGAAGUUGGGUAGUCUUUUGGAAACACAUCCGGCUUUGGUGAUGGAAGGUUCGGGUAAAAAAGUUUAUGUACUGUUUGGUAGAUUGCUUAAAGUGGGUCUCCAAAUGAAUGAAAUUUAUUCAUUAUUUAUAGACAACCCAGAGAUGUUGUCGGAUAAAUUUAUGAAAAAUCUUUGGAAGACAUUGGACUUCUUGAUUGAUAUUGAAAUGGAAAUGCAGUUCAUCUCAAACAUCUUGUUGACUCGCAUGAAACUCGUUGGUUCAUGCUCUCUGAGAAGACCUAAAACUGUCUGUGCAAGUUUGAAAGUUGAAAAAGAUGAGUUAUGUCAGAUUUUAAAAGGAGAACCUCUUAAAUUAUUCAGUUUCACUUCUGAAUCAAAAAGUAGAACUGGUGAACCUGUUUCACAUGAUUCAAGCAAAGAUGCGGAGAAAAUAGCGUUCUUGCUGAAGCUGGGGUAUGUAGAGAACUCAGAUGAGAUGGUGAAGGCUCUGAAAAGGUUUCGAGGGCAGGGUGAUCAGCUACAGGAGAGAUUUGAUUGCCUCGUUGAAGCAGGGUUGGACCACAAUGUGGUUACAGACAUGAUUAAGCGGGCUCCGAUGAUACUGAAUCAAUCUAGAGAUGUUAUUGAAAGGAAGAUUCGCUCCUUAACAGAUCAUUUAGGUUACCCAGUUGAAUCCCUGAUAGCUUUUCCCGCAUAUUUGUGUUACGAUAUGGAGAGAAUACAUCAUAGGUUCUCAAUGUAUAUGUGGCUGAGGGAAAGUGAUGCAGCAAAGCCAAUGUUAUCACUCAGCACUAUUAUCACUUGUGCUGAUCACCGGUUUGUGAAAUACUUCGUUAAUGUCCACCCUGAAGGUCCGGCCGUGUGGGAAAGUAUAAAGAAAACAUCUUCUACAGAUGUCUCUUGAUUUGUUGUAUCAUUCGACCCAACCUUCUACCCAGCUUCGUGGUCUUGUCAAUACGCCUAAUUUUUCCUUCACUGUCGUCAUCAAAUUAUGACUGUGAUGGUAAGGUUAUGCAGAUACAUAAAAUUUGCUUGCCUAUGAAUCCAUCAGGAUGUGUUAUUGUGUUAACAAACGGAUCAAGGAGUUGGAGAAAACUGAAAGAACAGAGGACUUAAAGAACAUCUGCAAUGGCGGAGCUUGGAUCCUACCUUGAAAUCAUCCUGCUAAAGGUUCACGUUCCUGUGAGGGGAGGGCUGUUCUGUUCAGGAGUUUUGCUUCUUGGUGUAGUAUUCUGAAGAAUACUCCACAAGAGUUAGUUCCAUGGUUGUCGGAUCUCACAUGUUAACUGUAACAAUGACGCUGGCCCUUGAAUGUCAGUUUCCAGAAGUUUUCUUGUGUAAUCCUCAGAUGUUCAUUAUAGUGGCAAUAAUAACAUGUCUGGCACUUCUGUUA
Messenger RNA from Tarenaya hassleriana, 2494 nucleotides. Its product is annotated as transcription termination factor MTEF18, mitochondrial. Bases 206 to 2005 code for a protein of 599 amino acids. Gene Ontology annotation, cellular component: chloroplast. Gene Ontology annotation, molecular function: double-stranded DNA binding. Lineage: Eukaryota; Viridiplantae; Streptophyta; Magnoliopsida; Brassicales; Cleomaceae. The transcript has 3 exons. The record is from RefSeq and is a predicted model, not a curated record. Gene Ontology annotation, biological process: chloroplast organization; regulation of DNA-templated transcription.